AUGGUUCUUCAUCGUCUUUGCCGAGAACUGCUGAACGAGAAGGAUUCUCAGUGCAAAGAAAAGUUGUCCUUCCACCAGGUUCUGCUGGAACAAAAGGAUGCACAAUGCAAGGAAUCGCAUUCAAUCACCAAACAACUUCUGGAGGAGAAAGAAGUCAUGUGCACCCAAUCUCGGGACUUGAGCCAACGCCUGUUGGAGGACCAAGGACAUCACCUGGAAGAGGUACGACUCUCAACCAGAGACUGCUUGAGGAACGAUCGAGACUUGUAUUUGAAAGACUGGCAGAAUGCCAUGGAACAGCAGCAACAGCUCAUGUCCAUGAUCGCGGUCGUGGCAGGAGUUUUAGUUUUUGCACUGGUGGCGCUUGUCUUUUAUUCGUUCAACACCCAGGGGAAGGAGAAGCGUCAGUUGAACCUCCAGUAUGAGCGAGCCAUUCAAGAGAAGACGGACCGCAUUGUUCAACUGGAGAAGCUCCGAGAGGAACAAAGCAAGAGUGACAGUCUUGAAGGCUCUGCAGCGCUACCUGUGACGCAGCUUCCCCAGCCACAGAUGCAAUUUCCCCAGCCACAGAUGCCACCGUUUGUCUUCACACUUCCCUCCUCACCCAUGCCAACGAUGGCCUUGACUACCCCUAUGAAGGUCGGCUGA
Seminavis robusta is the source of this 648-nucleotide messenger RNA. The record is from the annotation of a GenBank genome assembly. NCBI's taxonomy places the organism in Eukaryota, Bacillariophyta, Bacillariophyceae, Naviculales, Naviculaceae.